Messenger RNA from Carassius carassius (crucian carp), 2775 nucleotides. RefSeq lists its product as uncharacterized. The record is from RefSeq and is a predicted model, not a curated record. The transcript is spliced from 10 exons. The coding region runs from base 244 to 1701 and encodes 485 amino acids. NCBI's taxonomy places the organism in Eukaryota, Metazoa, Chordata, Actinopteri, Cypriniformes, Cyprinidae.
AAAUAAUGCACUUGUUCUUCGAAAGGAAGUCAGUUCGAGUGUGUUACAGGUCUUUUGCAGGAAUCUCGAGCAGUAACUCGAAUAAAUCACUAUUAUCCAUAAUCUUUUUAAUCUAAAAAUAGUCUUCGUAUGUACUGAUGUAGUCAGAGAUUAAAUAACGUAUCAGCAAAUUCAUCGAUUUAUCGUGAUUCAUAGAACAGGAGGGCUAACGUUAUAACCGAAUAUCUACGCAGAAAAAAUAAAAUGUCGUCGUGGUCGAAGAAAGUUGGGGGCAGACGACCACCACCAAAACACAGUGGAGGAAGUGUCUCAAAACCUCCCAGACCAUUUCGAAGAGCACCAUAUCCAAUGAAGGAGGACAGAAAAGAUGACCAUCCAGAAUCUGAGAGCUUUGAAAGCUUAGACGAAGGGAUUGACUACUCUGGCACUGCAGACUAUGAGCAUUCACCACAUCAGUCGACUGCUGUUUCAUCUGAAGAAUAUGAGGCAACAGUUGAACGCAAUGCCAUAUACGAGAGGUUCUUCCAGCAGCUGCAUGGAGACGGUGCUAGACAGCCUGCAGACUGUGUUGUCCUGUCGGUGAACAACCAGAAUGUGGAUUACCCCAAAUCGAUAGGCCAGUGUUUGCAGGAACGUGGCCUCUCGGUGGAAAUGCUUUACCUGCAGGUGGAAUCAGGCCUGACGCGGGCCCUCCAAGAUGUCCGCUCCGACGGUUCCCCCUUAUGUAUUCUCGUCGAGCAGACUAAUGUAACACUGUCCUCGUGCACAGUAAUCAUAUUUUCAGAGUCCCUCAAAAUUCAUCGAAAUAUGCCUAAAGAACAAGCCAUGGAGUUUGUGUUGGUGGAGUUCAGGCGCUUGAUCGGUUCGCGGCAGGUGCUGGACCCCACGGAGGCUGCGGCACGGGCGGCUGAGCUGACGGAGGACUACCUGGAGCGCAGCAAGCUGGAGCGCCACACUGUUCCCUCUGCCACCCGCCACCUGCUCUUUCUCCUGGCCGAAGGUUUGCACCUGUACCCAGAGGAGCUCAACACACUGACAGAGUAUCUUCAGAAUCGCCAAGACCAUCUGCAAGUAACUUCGGCUGAGGUGGGCAGUGAUGUUGCUCCUGUAAUAAACAGCCUGCCUCCAGGGUUAGGAAAACCCCCACCACUCCUGCCUGCUGGAUCUGGACCACCACCAAGGGAGCAGGCAAACCCACCCUCAGGGUCUGGAGAUACACCCCCAGGCCAUCACAGGGGAUUGCAAGGCUCAUAUCCCAAGACAAAACCACCUCCUUUGCUUUCAAUGCAAAAUCUAAAGCCACCUUCCCACAGAUCAGCUGCCCCCCAUAGUCUUUUACCCGCUCGGGCCUCUUCAGUCUCACACGGUUCUUCAUUUAGUCCCCCAUCUAGAGGCCCAGCAGCUCCUCAUAGUCUUGACAAGCCACAACCUCUUCUAGGCCCAGCACCUGCACAUGGACCAUCCUCCACUCGUGCCCCUCUUCUUGACCGUGCCCCUCUGCUUGAAACACCUCUUGGUUUCCCAUCCUCUAGAGGUCUGUUGCAGCAUCCGGGGUCUCAUUCAUCACGUGGGCCACCAUUGAUGUGUGGACCACCUCCCCAGAAUGGGCCCUGGGGUCCUCGAGCACCACCACCUUCACUUAGGAGCCUUCAUAUUGGAGCCCCAACAGGUCCUUGCCCACCACGACGCCUGCUACCUUGAUUCUCUCAGGACACCUGAUUAAAUAGUAGGCCAGUAUUGCCACAUGGAACAGUUGUUAACAUUUUGGACUUAGGCAGGUUUUUGUUUUAUAUUUUUUACAAAUUUGACUUCUGUUUACUUUGUUUAAAAAUGUUCUGGUAUGGAAAAAGCCUCAGUUGUGAUCUCUUUAUUUCCACAGUUGUAAGCUCAUGUUUAGAAUAAAUAUGAAAAUUUUCUGUGGCAUAAAUCUGUGAGAGAUGUCUUUUAAAUAUCACUGUUCUCUGUACAAUGAUUGAAUAUAUUCCAUAUACAAGUUUUGGUGUGAGGCAAUAAUUUGAGACUAUUCUGAAUCCUGGUAGAUUGUAGAAGGUUCUUGAUCUUUUUUUUUGUAUUUGUUUUUUUUUUUAAGAUAAAUAAAGUGCAUAAUGUUUUGAAAUAAAUAAAAUUAUCUUUUUUCGUUUUUUUUUUUUUUUACAUUUUGGAUUUUAGUUUUUGGGAUUUUUAAAUUUCUUAAUUGUGAAUCCAGUCCCUAAACUUAAAAACUGUUCUCCCUUAUACACUGAAUGCUUACCCUUAAUAGCUUAAUAACUUCCAGAUAGACACCACCCUUUUUUUUUUUUGACUGGACACAACAUUUUGUGUACAAUUGCAUGUUUCUGAAUGCAAAUUUGCUAUAAACUGAAAUUGGAUUGCGCCAUCUGACUACAUUUUUCAGGUCAUGCCACGAUUUUUUGAUUGGAUUCAAGUCUUUAUUCUUUGGAACAUUGUUGUACUGGAACAAAGUGGUUGCUGCUCUGAACGGGUCUUUGGCUGGCUGAUACUGGCACCCUUCAUGGAUUUUGGCUCCAUCUGUGUUACCCUUGAUGGCAACAAGCGUUUUUAUUUCUCUUUGCCAGGAAAGAAACACUAGAGCAAGACGCUGCCACCACCAUUCUUUACAAUGGGGUUGAGGUUUCAUAGAUCAUAAGGUUGAUUAGUACCAAACAUACAGGUGCAUCUCAAAUUAGAAUGUCGUGGAAAAGUUCCUUUUUUUUCCCUCAGUAAUUCAACUCAAAUUGUGAAACUUGUGUAUUAAAUAAAUUCAAUGCACACAAA